Bemisia tabaci is the source of this 1780-nucleotide messenger RNA. The record is from RefSeq and is a predicted model, not a curated record. Lineage: Eukaryota; Metazoa; Arthropoda; Insecta; Hemiptera; Aleyrodidae.
GCCUAAACGCCGAAACGGAGGGAGAAAACUUGAUUCGCCUCCUCUCGAACAUGUAUUAAGACGCCUCAUUUUUUAUCUUGUCUGUGACUGUCAAAAAUUUACACGGCUUUAGUGUGUGGCUGUGCAGCAACGCAAGAAGACCGGUCGUUCACUUGGAACUAGUCUCGAUCUCUGCAAUUGAGAGACAUGAAAUGUAUCCUUUUAUUGGAGCUAGUCAGCGCUGCAGUAAGCUGUUUCGGAGACAACAUUUUGGUGUUCCUACCAACACCAACAUGGAGCCACUACAUGCAAGUUCAACCAAUUUUUCAUGGCUUAGCAAUCCGGGGUCAUAAUGUUACCGAGGUUAGCUCCUAUCGUCCUCAGAAAAAGCUGCCCAACCAUCGACACAUUUAUUUGUCUGCAGAAAAAUGGACGAACGAAAUCUCUGCGUUAUGGCCAGAAAAGAAUAUUAUUGAGGAUCCACUGAGGAGGCGUCACAAAAUUUUUCGACUGACGUACCCAUAUGACGUCAUUGCUACUCAUCUCAUCACCGAAGUACUUGAGUCAUCCGUCUUUCAUGAUCUGAUUCGGAGCAAAGACAACUAUGACGUCAUAAUCGCGGAGCCGUUUUUUGGGGCGGAAGCUUUUGUCGUUCUUGGGCAAGUGUUUAAAGCUCCAGUUGUGGCACUCAGCACUUUUGGGUACAACUCGAAUAUUCUGCGAUUUGCAGGUGCUGCGAAUGCCAUAGCGUAUUUGCCGUACAAAGACGGCAUCAGUGUUGGCCCUGGACCCAUGAGUCUCCUUCAAAGGCUGGAUAAUGCGUUGACUCAAACUGCAAUACUCUUUUCUUUCGAAUAUUUUUAUUUUCCAAAAUUUGACUCUCUGCUCGCGAAACAUAUUCCUGGUCCCCUUCCGCGGAUCUCGGAAAUGCUCGAAGAUAUAUCACUCUUCCUUAUUACGGAUAAUGCAGCUCUUUCUGGUGCGAAACUGUACCCACCGAACGUCGUCGAAAUAUCAGGGAUGCAUUUUAAAAAACCAGAACCCCUUGACGAGGAAUUGACAGCAGUCUUAGACGGAUCGAAAAAUGGAGCAAUUUUUUUCAGUUUUGGAUCAGCCAUCAAAACUAGCCGAUUCCGUAAAGAGACCAUACGUCUAUUGCUGCGCGUUUUUCAGGAAUUAGACCAAACUAUAAUUUGGACUUCCGACAUGAACCCGACUGACUGGGCUGUUCCUAAGAACGUACUGAUUCGACCAUGGUUUGACCAGAACAGUAUCCUCGCACAUCCGAAAUGCGUAUUAUUCGUUACUCAUGGAGGUAUAUCGAGUGCAAUGGAGGCGGUCAAAUAUGCAGUGCCUAUGGUCGCGAUACCUUUCUUCGAUGACCAAAUAAUGACUGCAGCAAGUAUUGAGUAUUACGGAUAUGGAUUGCGCGUGCUGUACGAUCACAACUUCACGGACAUAACGUUGCGCUGGGCAGUGAAGACUGUUUUGGAAGAUCCACGGUUUAAGGAAAAUGUUAAGAGAGGUUCUAAAAUUCUAUCUGACAAACCCAUGUCAUCUUUAGACACCGCUAUCUAUUGGAUAGAAUAUGUGACUAGGCACAAAGGAGCUCAUCACUUGAAACCUUUAACUGUCAAGAUGCCGUGGUACCAACUUCUUUUAUUGGAUAUCAUCGUGGUAUACUUAGUUGCAAGCAUAGCGAUUGUCAUUUUAGUUGUAGCACUGAUCAAGUUUUUUUGCAAAACUGCUCGAAGGUGGAAUUUAUCAAAAGAAAAAGUAAACUGAACAAGUCGCAAAAAGA